AUGCCGCAAAAAUCCGAAAGACGUACCAGGACGGCAUUGCACGCCUCCAGGCUGCAAUCAACCAGGACACGACGGAAAGCAGGAAGAUCAACGACAAGCUUGGAGCUUGCGGUUGACAGCAGCAAAAAGCGCGUCAGCAAGCGGUCGAGGCGGCAGCGGAGAGGAAGGAGAUCCUCAAAAGACUCGAAAAGAAUAAGGAGCUCGCCGAGAGCAUCGAAGAAGAUAGAAUUAGCCGCGGCAGACAAGGCACGCAAGGAGAUGGAGAAGAUGGAUGUCGACGAAACCGGCGAGAACGAGACGACAAGCGAUGAGGACAGCAGCGAGUCCGGAAGUGAAUCGGACGAAUCACAAUCGUCUGGUAGCGAAUCUUCGUCCGCAUCAGAGUCAUCAUCAUCGUCUGCGACAGAAGCAAAAAAGCGGAAGAAAAAAGGGAAGGGCGAGAAGAAGAACAAGAAGAAGAAGGGCAAGGGCGAGAAAGGAAAGAUCAAACUCACAUCGGGUAAGUGCAAUUUCAUGGAUUGA
Messenger RNA from Serendipita indica DSM 11827, 522 nucleotides. Lineage: Eukaryota; Fungi; Basidiomycota; Agaricomycetes; Sebacinales; Serendipitaceae. The record is from the annotation of a GenBank genome assembly.